GCUGGGAAGGCACCUAAAGAAAGGAAACCUGCAGUCAGCUGAUUCUGAAGAAGUCACCUGAUUAUGAUGAUGAUGAAAGGUUUCUUCCACUGAAAGUGUUCAGAUGACCAGAAUCAGCUUUUUGGGAUAGGGUUAGUAAAUUUUAUUUAUAUUCACCACCUUUUGAGAUAAAAUCCUGCCACAAAGUGCUUUACCACACACACACACAUGUUCAUGUGCUGUAAGGUGGAGCAGCAGCUUGCCUCUGUGCAGGUGAGUGUGGAGGCGCGGCUCUCAGAGGAAUCCCAUCAUGCUCUGCACAGACCCCUUCUCAGUUUUCGUUCUGAAGGUCGAGAAGACAUCUGUGUGCAGUCCAGAAACGUGAGAGUGCGCUAAUGGAGGGAUAAACGGAAGGACUGAGAACAUUUUUCUGGCUUCCCGUUAUGGUUACGCUUUGUGGUUAAAUGUCAGCCAAUCAGAGCUCAGGCUGUCACAGCUCAGGUUGCAGACUGAAGAUGAAAGUAGGCCACACUCACACACUUGUACCUGUACACCUCUGAGGGCCUGAAACAGAACGAGAACACACGACCACACGCCAGCACACCUCAGCGACAAAUAAAGGUCAAAGGUCAUGAUAUAUGAUAACAGACACACUUGUCAAAGACUUCACUUUGGCUUCAAGUGUGUGAGCAGUUAGCCAAGGUACACAUGUAGCCAUGCCCCGAGUGAUGCAAAGUACAAUCCAAUCAGGUUCAUCUUCAGACUUUGAACAGGUUUACAUACCUCUAGCUCCCGAACGCUGUCAGGUAUCAGGUGUCUGCUGCAGAGCGAGAGGACACCACCCACCUGUACCUCACCUCAGCCCUAUAAGAGACACUCUCACUGCACACCUGUACAUCCUCGGAACCAGCAGACCUGUGAUCUGAGGCUGCAGGUAAGUCCUGAUUCUUUAUAGCUGUUGUGUAUUCAUGUGAUUCUUAUUCAGCCAAUCAGUAGCUAGAAAUAUAACUGAAUAUGAGUGAUCUUAAUAAUCUAGUUUUUUCACAUUCACACACACCUGUAUCACUCCAGUGUGUCCUCUGUCUCACCCGAGUUAUUCUAUGCAAUAAUGAACCAAGUCCCUAUUGGGCCUCAGAAUCAGCAGAUUUUGACCUUUGACCUUCAUGCUGUGAAUAUUUCAGCAGUGGCUCCAGAUUUGGUGUUUUUACUUCAGCAUCUUUGAUCUUCUGUCCUGUGAGCAUCACUGAGAUGAUCUGUCAGUUUCAUGUCCCUGACGCAGAGGAGCAGAAACCUGAUAUUUCAUCUGUUUCUGAUUGGUGCAUUCUGCGUAAGCUGUGGGCCAGGUGUCUGCUCAGGACAGCUGAGAGCAGGUGACAGGUGUUUAGCGAUCUGUUCAGACUGUGAUGUUUCCUAUGCUCUUAUUAGGGUUAGUGUUAGGGUUUCAGCCUCGAACGUUUCACCUGCCGUACUGAUGACCAAAAACUUUACCUUAAAGUUUCAGCUGAAGCUUCUUUAGUCCAGUAACAGUGCAAAAGUACAGGCUCUGACUCCGUAUGAAGGUAAAAAAGAGCGUUUCUACCUCGAAUGUGUGCAAAGGAGACUGUACCUCAUGUCGUAUUAAUAUAACAAUGAAGUAACAGUAAAGUUUGUCCAACUUCACUUCUAAUUCUAAUGAAUAUCAGCUGAACAUCUGUGAUCCAGGAAAAAGCAAAUAAAAGCUGGCUGUGUCAGAUGUUCGCCUCUGCCUCCACACCUGAACGGCAGCACGGGUCCAGUCAGGGGUCACGGUGGGAUUUAGCAGGGGGAGGAGCUCUGAGAUCGGGUGUAGCGGUGUGGCGUGAGGAACAGUAAUUUCUACUGUGAUCAGCUGACCACUGCUGCUCUUUUUGGCUUUAACUGAAUCCAACAAGGUCUAAGCUGAUGUUGCUCACGCAUUCAUGGCUGAUUUCACACCUGCACAGUACAAGGCUGCUGGGAAAUGUAAAUUACCUGACACUGCUCUAAUGUAGCACUAGCUAAAGUACCCUGAUCACAACCUACAGACGUGUGCAACAUGAAUGCUGCUUGGGAUAGCUCUGCCCACUUUAACCCUGAGUAUAAAUAAUGCAUAGAUGUUUUUGUCUGUUUCGUCUCUUUGAUCGACAGACUAAUGCGUUUCUGUUUCCUCAGUUUAGGCUCACAUCAGUUUGACAUUUGAAGGUGCAGGAAAUAAAGACUUACCUGAAAUGUGUUAUAGUCUGUUUGAGACUGUGAGGAGAUAUUUGGGUUUACCUGUGGGGAGUAAAACAAAAAGAAUCAAAAGUACAGGAAUCUAAUGACCUCCCCCUCUGACUCACCUAUGUCUCACCUGUUGAUCUGCUUUAGGUCACUGAUUUAACGAUGUUCAUCCUUCGUUACCUGCAUCUUGUCCUCAGUGACAUCAUCACCCCAUCAUGCUUACAUCGCUUUCUACUGGAGUUCUUAGGGUCCACCCUCUUCCUGUCUGUCAGCCUAUCAGCUGUCGUGAUGCAGCCUUCCCACUCAAGCCACCUGCCAGCAGGUGUGCACCAGUCUGGACCUGUCUCACCUGUGUGCCCGCUGCAUGUGGUGCUGGUCUUUGGUGUCUCUGUUGCUAUGGCAGCCAUCUGUGUGGGAGGGGGUGCUCACCUGAAUCCAGCGAUUACCCUAGCAAUGGUCCCGACCUCAAGGCUUCGGCUCUGGAGGGCGGUGUUGUAUGUGAUUGGUCAGCUCUUGGGGGGUGUGGCUUCUGCAGUGCUGUUGCUGGGACUGACUGGAGAUGUCACACAUGCACUCAACCAGGUAAGUGUGACAGGUUGUGGGAUGAAUCCAGCUCGCUCCUUUGGUCCGGCGGUCAUCACACUCAACUUCAACAACCACUGGGUUUUCUGGGUGGGGCCUAGUUUGGGGGCGUGUCUUGCUGCUUUCCUGAAUGACCUGUUGCUACGGCCUCGCUGGCAUCGCCCUGGAGACUGGUGGGUGGAGCUAAAGCAACUGUAUGUGUUAACAGAGAAACAACAGCAGGUGGCGUCUCACUUACCGUAACUAAUGCACCAUUUUGUAGGACCGAGGCCAAACUGCAGCAAACAGGGACGGUAUGAGGUCCAGUUUCUGUUUUUGCUCAAUAUAAGACCUGAUUUUAUUAUCUUAUGUGCAUCUGUAAACACGUGCGUCACGGCUUUGUCUGAACACUUUAACAUUUGCUCUGAAGUCCUCACAACCAUGUUAAAUGUUUUUCAGAGAAAUGUGAUGAAUAAAAUCAUCUCACAGCAAAAAUAAACUGCAGCACCUUCGUUAAUGACAUUAAACACCUGAAAAACUGUCCGUGCAGAAUCAACUGAACCUCAUCCACAUAAACUCCUCAGAGUAGAAGGGUUGUUCACGGACACAGACCGUGCCAUUUCAGUCAGCUCAGCCUUUAAACUUUGUGUCUUUUAACAACAUGUUUGAUGCUUUUUCCAGCCUUCAUCAGGUACGUUUAUUGCCUCACUGAGUAAUGUGUCUGUUAAACUGUAUUAUUUUUCAUUUUCUCAGGAUGUGACUCAGGUCAUGUUAUCAUGCAUUAGUUUCCUGUUUCAGAGCUGAGCUGUGGUCUCACAUUGCUUUUUACUGUCAGCGUAAAUGAAUCCAGUAAAAAUGCUGAAACUUGUGAGUAAAAUGUUUGCGGGACAUGUUUAUUAAUCCUUUGUUUAAGAUUCAAACCUCAUUUCCAAGA
Molecule: messenger RNA, 3691 nt
Organism: Oreochromis niloticus (Nile tilapia)
Lineage: Eukaryota; Metazoa; Chordata; Actinopteri; Cichliformes; Cichlidae
Product: aquaporin-1-like
Exons: 3
Coding region: 2359-3021 (220 amino acids)
Biological process (GO): carbon dioxide transmembrane transport; renal water transport; hyperosmotic response
Cellular component (GO): membrane
Molecular function (GO): ammonium channel activity; carbon dioxide transmembrane transporter activity; water channel activity
Source: RefSeq, a predicted model, not a curated record